AAAAUUUAGUGUUCUAAAAAUAUAUAAUUUUGAGCGGGAAAAUAAAACGACGAAUGACCAUUCUCUAUGCGGAAGUGAUUCAAGGGCGGGGCCUACAGUUUCAAAGCAUACAAUUGGUAGAUUUGCUUGCCUACUGGUCUCCUUUAUGACCAAUGAAAUCAGCUUCACACAUUCAUUGCGCCAAUGCACAUAUCAUAAAAGGCUGGUUGCUCCUUCGAAAAUUUACAUAAGGGCCUGAUAAAUAGCCAGCGUUUCGGCGUUAAACCUAUUCAGUUCUGCACCGAACAAAUAUGCCUGAACCAGCAAAGACCGCACCCAAGAAAGGCUCCAAGAAAGCGGUAACUAAAACCGCCGGCAAAGGAGGAAAGAAGCGCAAGAGGACCAGGAAGGAGAGCUAUGCAAUCUACGUGUACAAAGUGCUGAAGCAGGUCCAUCCUGACACCGGAAUCUCUUCUAAAGCGAUGGGCAUCAUGAAUUCUUUCGUCAACGACAUCUUUGAGCGCAUCGCCGGUGAGGCGUCUCGUCUCGCUCACUACAACAAGCGCUCCACCAUCACAUCCAGAGAGAUCCAGACCGCAGUGCGACUACUGCUGCCCGGGGAGCUGGCCAAACACGCCGUGUCUGAGGGCACCAAGGCCGUUACCAAGUACACUAGCUCCAAGUAAAGCGCUGAGUCAACUUCUGCAACUCAAAGGCUCUUUUAAGAGCCACCCAUAUUUUCAUCUAAAGAGCUUUUUAUUUGAUUAGUGGGUUAAUAACCGUCAUUUCCAAUAAGGUCUCCGCUCCGUGUAUGCCUAGUGCAAAAGUGGCCAAUCCUCUUCCCGGAGAACUACCAUCCUGCAGAUUUCAAUAGCAACCCAUAUCAAACACGUCUGCUUGACGUCCGUCCUGCCUGCGUUCAGCUCCUAAUUAAUUGGUUCAGGUCUGUUUGAAAUGGGUAGCAACUGAAAUUUGCAGGAAGGUGGUUCUCCAAAAGGGUUGGCCACCCCUGGCCUAGAGGCACAUCUCCAGGGUUGUUUGUUUGUCUCCCCCUCUCUUAGUUGACUUGCAUUUA
Danio rerio (zebrafish) is the source of this 1054-nucleotide messenger RNA. The record is from RefSeq and is a predicted model, not a curated record. Lineage: Eukaryota; Metazoa; Chordata; Actinopteri; Cypriniformes; Danionidae.